AAUCAAAACGGCCAUGGCAUUGAAAGCUCUGUCUGCUGUCUUCGGACUUACCUUAGUUGCCAUGGCCAUGUCUGCUCCAAUUACUCUUCUAGCAAACUCUGAGGUAGAUCAAAAUAUUGAUAAUUCCCCUAGACCUUACGAAUUUGGCUAUGAAUUCGGCGAUGGACAAGGCAUGAACCAACAUCGACGAGAAUCUUCAGAUGGAGCUGGUAAUGUCAAAGGCAGUUACAGUUACACCGAUCCUUACGGCGUCUACAGAAAUGUUGAGUACCAAGCCGAUGCUAAUGGUUAUAGAGCUGUCGUUAAAAGCAAUGAACCUGGAUUGAGUAACCAGAAUGCUGCAGAUGUAACUUUCUUGGUAGAGCCUCCACCACCUGGUGCAGUUCUUCAGCAAAACUUACCAGCAGAGGCCGUAGCAAAUGCAUUAUAAAUUGUAUUCUCUUUUCCCAUGAUGAAGAUGCCAAAG
Molecule: messenger RNA, 466 nt
Organism: Argiope bruennichi
Lineage: Eukaryota; Metazoa; Arthropoda; Arachnida; Araneae; Araneidae
Product: cuticle protein 10.9-like
Exons: 1
Coding region: 14-430 (138 amino acids)
Cellular component (GO): chitin-based extracellular matrix
Molecular function (GO): structural constituent of chitin-based larval cuticle
Source: RefSeq, a predicted model, not a curated record